CAUACGUGUGUGUGAGGCCGCGGAGCACUCUGCAGAGCUGGUGACGGCGGGCGCCGGGAAUGUGUGUGUGUGGUCAGUGACGCUCAUGAAGUGCAGGUUGAAGAUGGAGGAAGGGCUGCGGCGCCGGACGUUCACUCACAUGGCGUUGGCUCCUCCACGGUUUGAGAAGCCUCACAGGGCCUUCGUUGUGUGUGGACAUGUGGUGACGGUGGUCGACCUCGAUGGCGGGACGGUUUUGGAGCACAAGACGGAUCUCUGCUCGGGAGAUAUCACUGCUGUGGCGUUCUGCGCUCAGCUUGACUGUCUGAUCACGGCGUCCCAAGAGCGCUCCAUUCAGGUCUGGGGUCCUGAUUGGGAAGGCCGCGUGGCUUUUGAAGGAGGUGUUGUGACCUCUCUGUUCUUCUGCCCGUCUCUGAACAUGCUGCUGUCGGCUGCAAACGAUUGUUCCAUCCGCUGCUGGAGCGUGGAAGACGGUGACGCGGUUCAGUGCGUCCACACAGAGCGGGACAACCCUCCGAUGAGCAUCGGUGGCACGAGGAAGGGAGACGCUUUCUUCUCCUUCUCUCGCCGCGGGGUCGACUUCUGGUCCAUCAGAAACUUGUACACACUCCACUGCGCACUGGAACGACGCCAAAAAGCUCCUCUGAGACAAAUCCUAGUCACCUCCUUUCCUGCUCCCUUCCCCACCAGAGUUCUGUGUGUGAGCGGCGACGGGGACAUCUCACUGGUUGCCGCGGAAACCGGAGCGUUGUUGACUUCUUUCAGGGUGGAGCAGAGGGUUUCGUGUGCAGACUACUGCCUGCAGAAAGAGAUCCUGUUAGCGCUGACCGAUACAGGGACGCUGCUACAAGCUAACACGCUGACCAAUCCGGUCACUUUGAUGAAUGAGUGGCGGGGGAGGGGACAGGGACCCUGGCAGCGCAAAGACCAUGUGACUGAAGAGGACGCCCAAAAUCUGCCUGUCCCCGGCGCGGCAUGCUGCAUGGUACUCUACUGCCAUGUGAGAGAAACACAGAACGCUCUGGAGGAGUGGAGGAGUCUGCAGGACGGCAGAGGAAGCAGCCAGAGGAAGAAGAAAGAUCUCCACGAUGACAAGAACAUCUUUCUGAUCGUCCUCGGACACGCCGGAGGCUGCGUGAGCGUUCUGAGGUUCAGUGACGGGAAGGUCAUGUGCAGGACGCCGGCGCACAACGGCCAGAGAGUCACCGCAACGCACGUGUACCCCGAGCACAGCUACCUCCUGACAACAGGUGAGGACUUGACCUUGGUGGUGUGGAAGGUUAACCCUUUCUCGAGGAGUGUCUGAGCCUGCAGGUCAGUCUACACUGCGCUCUGCCUCAG
Molecule: messenger RNA, 1341 nt
Organism: Labrus bergylta (ballan wrasse)
Lineage: Eukaryota; Metazoa; Chordata; Actinopteri; Labriformes; Labridae
Source: RefSeq, a predicted model, not a curated record